Molecule: messenger RNA, 2304 nt
Organism: Capsaspora owczarzaki ATCC 30864
Lineage: Eukaryota; Filasterea; Ministeriida; Capsasporidae
Product: homoaconitase
Exons: 4
Coding region: 32-2200 (722 amino acids)
Biological process (GO): L-lysine biosynthetic process
Molecular function (GO): homoaconitate hydratase activity; 4 iron, 4 sulfur cluster binding
Source: RefSeq, a predicted model, not a curated record
UGCAAUAAUUCUGCUUCAGUGGACAUACAAAAUGAUGCUCUUCGCCGCGAAUCGCGUCCUGUUGACUCGGCCGACGCGCACCGCGACCAUUCGGGCGUUCCAAACAUCGGCUCUGUGCGCGUGGCCCGGCCAGAAUCUCGUCGAGAAGAUUGCUCAAAAGUACGCGACCGAUUUGGCGCCGGGCGAGACUGUGCGCGCAGGCGACUACCUGUCCAUCCAGCCAGAACACGUCAUGACGCACGACAACACGUCGGCCGUCAUGUCCAAGUUUGCCAGCAUCGGAGGCAAGCGCGUGUUCAAUCCGACUCAGAUUGUCUUUACGCUGGAUCACAACGUGCAAGACAAGUCACAAAAGAAUCUGGACAAGUACCGCGCCAUUGAAGAGUUUGCCGCCAAGCACAAGAUUGACUUUUACCCGGCUGGCCGAGGCAUCGGGCACCAGGUCAUGGUCGAAGAAGGCUAUGCGUUCCCCAACACGCUCGUGGUUGCCUCCGACAGCCACUCAAACAUGUACGGCGGAAUCGGCUGCCUGGGCACGCCCGUGGUUCGCACCGACGCAGCUGCCAUCUGGGCCACUGGCAAGACGUGGUGGCAGGUCCCACCGGUGGCGCGAGUGCACUUGACCGGACGCCUGCGACCCGGUGUCACAAGCAAGGACAUCAUCAUCACGCUGUGUGGCGUGUUCAACAAGGAUGAGGUCCUCAACCACGCGAUCGAAUUCACGGGCGAUGGCAUCGAAGGCCUCACCGUCGAAGAUCGCCUGACGAUCGCCAACAUGACCACAGAGUGGGGCGCCCUGGCCGGUGUCUUUCCGGUGGAUGGCGUGACGGUCGACUGGCUCCGCAAGCAGGCCAGCCUCGCCAGCCUUCGCCACAAGCUGGGGGCGCGAACCACCAGUCGUUCGGCGGCCGAGCGGUUUACAACGCAACGUUUACGCGGCGUGCUGGAUCGGCUCAGCCCCGACGCGGAUGCCUUUUACGCCAAAGACCUGUAUCUCGAUCUGGGCUCUGUCUCCUCGCAUGUGUCUGGUCCCAACCACGUCAAGGUCAUGCAGAACGUCGCCUCGUUGGCAGACAAGCGCGUCGCCAUCCACCGCGCCUACAUUGUCUCGUGCGUCAACUCGCGCAUGCCGGAUCUUGCCGCCGCAGCCAGUGUGCUCCGCGGUCGCAAGGUGGCGGAGGGCGUCCGCCUGUAUAUUGCCGCAGCGUCCAGUGAAGUGCAGAAUGCAAGCGAAGCGGCGGGCGACUGGCAGACGCUGGUGGCUGCAGGCGCGACGCCGCUGUCGCCAGGGUGUGGCCCAUGUAUCGGACUGGGCACUGGUCUGUUGGAAGACGGUGAGGUCGGCAUUUCUGCCACCAACCGUAACUUUAAGGGGCGCAUGGGCUCGCGCAACGCUGUCGCGUACCUGGCCUCGCCAGCUGUGGUCGCAGCGUCCGCGGCUGCAGGCUUCAUCUGCGGACCCGAGCAUUUGCAACAAUCCAACGCGUCGGCCAGCAGUGCGUCAAGCGAGCAUGCGCCGCAGUACGGCGUAAUCAGCUCGCUGGUGGUCAAUUCCAAGAGUGGAUCAAGCUCCUCCGUCGCUGCCGCCACAACCACACCAGCCUCUCCAGUCACGGCGCUGAGCGGGUUCCCGACCCAAGUGCGCGGUCGAGUCCUCUUUUGCCACCAAGACAAUCUCAACACUGAUGGAAUUUAUCCCGCUGCAUACACGUACCGGGAAGAUAUGACCCCCGAGCUCCAGGCCAAGGUGGUCAUGGAAAACUACGACCCCCAGUUCGGCGCCAUUGCGCACAGCGGUGACAUUCUUGUUGGCGGAUUCAACUUUGGAACGGGCUCGUCGCGAGAGCAAGCGGCGACAGCCCUGAAGCACAAGGGCAUCGGCCUUGUGGUUGCCGGCUCGUUUUCAGAGACGUACAAGCGCAACGCAGUCAACAAUGGUCUGCUUGCGAUCGAGGCACCCGAGUUGGUGGAGCAUCUCAAAGCCAAGUUUGGCACCACAGCACCAACGGUGCGGCUGGAACUUGAAGCUGUUAUUGACUUUACCGCGGCAACCAUGACCGUUGACGGCCAGGUCUACUCCAUUCCUCGGAUGGGUCUGAUUGCCCAAGAGUUGAUGGUGGUGGGUGGCUUGGAAAACUGGGUCAAAGCCAAGCUCGAGGAUCAAACCGCGGCAGCGGCGCGCAAAUGGCAAUCGGUUUAGAGGCGGCAAUCGGUUGAGAGGCGGCAAUCUCGCCAUCAAAAGCUGCUCUGAUUUCCUUCGUGCGGUUCUUCCAGUGUGUCAAAUACAAUUGUGUAGCAUCCAUA